This is a messenger RNA of Aureobasidium musti, 933 nucleotides long. The record is from the annotation of a GenBank genome assembly. NCBI's taxonomy places the organism in Eukaryota, Fungi, Ascomycota, Dothideomycetes, Dothideales, Saccotheciaceae.
AUGCCGGACCUCCAAAACGACCUCAUCCUGAUCACUUGCGCCUCGGGGAAACAAUCCUCAGCAUUGAUCCCCCAUAUCCUAAGAUCAUACCAAAACAUUCGCUUGCAAUGCAACAGUGACACCUCAGCAAAAUCACUCUCGCAAAAAUAUCCAAACACCGAAGUCGUCCAAGCAGACCUCUUCAACGCAUCCGACUGCACCCGCAUCCUCAAAGACGUUACUGUGUGCUGGCUAGUCCUUCCUCCCUUCCACCCUCACGAGACAACUCUAGGGGUCACCUUCAUCGACGCCUGUAUUGCGCAAAAAGAGGCUAGAGGUUCAUUUGCACAUCUAGUCUACAGCAGCGUCAUCCACCCCAUCCUCCAAAAACUGCUGAAUCAUGACUGCAAGCGUUACAUCGAGGAAUACCUGAUCGAAUCUGGUCUCUCCUACACAAUCCUCCAACCAACCCACAUGAUGGAGAUGCUGCCACUAGCAAAACUAAUGCAAGACGAAAAGCCAAUCUAUCCUUGUAACUGGGACCCAAAGACCAAAUUCUCAUUUGUGACGACGAAGGAUGUAGGAGAAGCUGCUGCGAAAGUGUUGGAAAACAGGGAGAAGCAUGUGGCUGCUACCUAUCAGUUAGUCAGUACUGCUUCCCCAUUGAAUUAUGUCGAGGCUUGUGCUAUUGUGAGCAAGGUGAUAGGAAAAGAAGUCAAAGCGGAGCAGAGAGGGUUUGAAGAUGCUGUCAACACGAGCAUCAAGAUGAUCAAUGGGGGCAAGGAACCACCUAAGGCGAUGAAGGAGAUUGGUUCCAGGAUGUUCUUGUACUACAACGAGAGGGGACUGAUAGGAAACAACAAUGUCUUGGGAUGGCUUUUGGGAAGAGAGACGACUGGGUAUGAGGAAUGGGUCAAGCUGAAGGUCGAGGAGAUCAAGUCAGGACAAAACUAG